Gloeophyllum trabeum ATCC 11539 is the source of this 1272-nucleotide messenger RNA. RefSeq names its product developmentally regulated GTP-binding protein. The transcript is spliced from 19 exons. Gene Ontology annotation, biological process: cytoplasmic translation. Bases 87 to 1187 code for a protein of 366 amino acids. NCBI's taxonomy places the organism in Eukaryota, Fungi, Basidiomycota, Agaricomycetes, Gloeophyllales, Gloeophyllaceae. Gene Ontology annotation, cellular component: cytoplasm. Gene Ontology annotation, molecular function: GTP binding; GTPase activity. The record is from RefSeq and is a predicted model, not a curated record.
AAAUAACUCUAGAUCUUCACUCGUUCCCUUGAAGCAACCCUAGGGUCAGAUAUUGAAGACAUUCUGGUGAAUUACGUCUUGUCAACAUGGGUAUCAUAGAGAAGAUCAAGGAGAUUGAGGAGGAGAUGGCGAGGACGCAGAAGAACAAGGCGACGGAAUACCAUCUCGGGCUGCUCAAGGCGAAGCUUGCUCGCUACCGUGCGCAAUUGCUGGAGCCGGACAAGAAGAGCAGCGGUGGCGGCACCGGGUUCGACGUGCAGAAGUCGGGAGAUGCUCGAGUGGCACUGAUCGGCUUUCCAUCCGUGGGGAAGUCGACGCUACUGAGCAAAGUAACGCAUACGGCUUCGGAAACAGCUGCGUAUGAGUUUACCACUCUCACGGCCAUCCCUGGCGUCAUAGAGCAUCAAGGUGCGCGUAUACAACUAUUGGAUCUUCCUGGUAUCGUCGAGGGUGCCAGUCAAGGUCGUGGCCGAGGACGACAAGUCGUGGCCACCGCCAAGACGGCAGACUUAAUUGUCAUGAUGCUGGACGCCACAAAAUCGGAGGAGCAGCGAAGAUUGCUAGAAAUUGAAUUGGACGCUGUUGGCAUCCGUCUCAAUAAGCAAAAACCUGAUGUUGUCUUCAAGCGGAAAACGACCGGUGGUAUCACGAUCAACACCACCGUGAAGCUGACGAAGACUGAUGAGAAGACCAUUCGCACUAUUUUGGCUGGUUACAAGCUUCACAAUUGCGAUGUCAUGAUCCGAGAAGACAUCACGACUGACGAGUUCAUUGAUGUCCUGAUCGGCAACCGGAAAUAUGUCCCAUGUCUCUACGUAUACAACAAGAUUGACGCGAUCAGCUUGGAACGCAUGGAUCAACUCGCGCGGGAGGAUAACACCGUUGUCAUAAGUUGCGAACAAGAUCUAAAUCUCGACUACCUUAUUGAGCGCAUGUGGAGCGAUUUACGGCUUGUCAGGGUGUACACAAAGAAGCGGGGCGCCCACCCGGACCUAGAUGACCCGGUUUGCUUGAGGCAGGGCGCCACAAUUGAAGACGUCUGUAAUGGUAUCCACAGAUCGCUUGCCACCAAUUUCCGGUAUGCUCUGGUUUGGGGCAAAUCCUCGAAAUUCUCGCCUCAUGCCCAGAAAGUAAGUCUUACCCAUCUGGUCGCCGACGAAGACGUCGUAUCUGUUUUUACAAAGUGAACUGUCACUCCUGUCAACGCUGUCAUGUUCAAUCAUCCAUGUAUUUUAUUGUAAUUUUGAGUUUGAGUGCUUCACUGCUUGAAAU